AGCUCCAUUGGUAAUUAGACUUGUCGUUAAGCAUGUUUAGUGUUAGAGUUAUCGUUAUAUUGACGCAAAGCUGUAGUUAUUUAUGGUGAAUAAGUGAAUGACAACUGUUAUUGGCAUUCCUGGUGACAUAAUCAGGCCAUGGAUGAUUGAAAAGAGAACAAAUAUAUAGUUUAAAUGUGAAUACACAUUUGAAUGACGAGACAUUUUUGGGCAUUUAAUUUGUUACAAGAACUAUGAGACAUUGAUUUGAAUACGCAAAUAAUCAAAUUUGACAAAAUCAAAAUGGCAGAAAAUGGAAAUUCUGAUUAUGUGUGUACACUAAGCCCAGAACUUGUGAAGAAAGCUCAAGAAGAAUUAAAUGAAAAACCAGAAUGGCGUAGUCGUGAUAUACAAGCUCUAAGGGAAAUGGUUCAAAAGGAAAAAGCUUUAAGAAUUCGCACAGAUGAUGCAUUUUUGUUACGUUUCUUACGAGCUAAAAAAUUUGACUAUGAGAGAGCAUUUAAUCUGAUUAUGACACAUUUCAAAAUGAAGGUAGACAAUGCAGAACUAUUCGAGGGGCUGCGUCCUGCUGCUGUAAAACAUGUUCUAGAGGCAGGUAUUACAGGAGUUCUUCCUCAGAGAGACAAGCUGGGACGAAAAGUCAUUAUAUUUAGGCCAGGUAAAUGGAAUCCUUCAAAGUUUGGUAUCAAUGAUAUUUUUAGAACUAAUUUCCUGACUAUGUCCAGACUGAUAGAGGAUGAAGAAACCCAGAUAAAUGGUAUUAUAAUGGUUAUGGAUUUAGACGGAUUUGGAUGGAGUCACGGAAAAAAUAUUUCACCACUGUAUGCUCGUAGAGUCAUGGGUUUAAUUCAGGAUGCCUUUCCAGCCAGAUUUAAAGGGAUACAUUACUUCAAUGAACCAGCAAUCUUUGACUAUGUGUUUGCUAUAGUUAAACAGUUUAUGAAGGAGAAAACAGUUUCUAGGCUACAUUUUCAUGGGAAAAAAUUUGAGGAACUGAAAGAAUUUAUUGAUGAAGAGUAUAUUCCUGAAGACUUUGGAGGAAAAGGUCCAAAAUACACCAAUAAGGAAUGGAUGGAUGAAUUACUCAAGCUGGAUGCACACUUUGAUAGUGAAGCCAAAUAUGGACUUGUGGAUGGCACAUUGAAGAAACCCACGAUGAAGGAAGACGCUAUAGACUGUAUGGUAGGAUCCUACAGGAAGCUUGAUGUAUAAUACUGACGAUUCUGUAAUAGGAUAUAGUUCCUCUUGUCUGUUUUUCUGAUAUGAAAAUUAUCUCCCAUAGAGGAUUAGCUUACUGCAUUGGGUGUGUUAAAGGAAAAACAGUGAAAGACUUAUUGACAUAUAAUUGCUAAUUUCUGUGUCAUUUGGUCUCUU
Molecule: messenger RNA, 1374 nt
Organism: Mytilus trossulus (common blue mussel)
Lineage: Eukaryota; Metazoa; Mollusca; Bivalvia; Mytilida; Mytilidae
Product: alpha-tocopherol transfer protein-like
Exons: 9
Coding region: 283-1212 (309 amino acids)
Cellular component (GO): membrane
Molecular function (GO): phosphatidylinositol bisphosphate binding
Source: RefSeq, a predicted model, not a curated record